Molecule: messenger RNA, 2583 nt
Organism: Closterium sp. NIES-67
Lineage: Eukaryota; Viridiplantae; Streptophyta; Zygnematophyceae; Desmidiales; Closteriaceae
Source: the annotation of a GenBank genome assembly
UUGCUAGCCCCAGCAUGCAAGCAGUGCGACGCUCGUCCCUUUUAGCCGUUUCCGAGCGUAGGCUGGCGUCUUCUCUUCGUCGCCUAGCGUCGCACAGUCAUGCUGGUUUCGCCAGCGUCGCCCAUCGGUUUGCCGUUCCCACAUUCUCUCUCCUCGCGAAAGCCGGAGGUACUCGGAAAGGGCUGACCUUAACUAGUGGAAGCAUCUGCGUAGGCACGCGAAUCCGCACGAACAGCAUUUUGGGUGUAGCUCGUGCGACGAGCGCAAGGCGACUCCAUGCUUCUGUAAUCAGCCCGUCAGUCACCCGUUUCUCUCGUGAAUCCGAAUCUCGCCAGGCUUUCGUCGCCUCUCGCCCGUGCGAAAUAACUGUUCUUCACGAAAAUCGCCGAGCGAUGGCCGCUGCUUCGCCAGCGAGGGGCGCGGCGAUGGCGGACGCUCCGGCAGAAACUGGCGGAGAUGGGGGGGUUGCGCGGAGAGAGCAGAGAACCGGCGGAGAGAGUGGCGGAAAGGGGAGUCCAGAACCCACUGGCGGAAGGCGGGGGGGAAAGGUUGGGGGAGAAAGUGGGGGGAUGGGAGAUCCCCAUGGAGGCGGGCUACGCGGAGAAGGGGAAAGGGGGGGGUGUGCGGAUGACAAUAGCGGAGGUGGAGCGGAUGUACGGCACACCGAGUGUGAUGCUUAAGGAAGUGAAGGGCGAUGGGACGACCGUGAUACAAGUGAAGGUGGAUGGAGCACUGAUGGGGUUGUUCACAGGCAGAGACCCGGCUGCCCUGAGCGACAUAGGGGAUGCGACAUCAUGUGUGGUGAAGGCUCCCAGCCACUUCAACAAGAGAACUCACGACCAUGCUGUGAUUGAGGUAUCUGGUCCAUCGGAGCAAGCAGCAACAGCAGCAGUCGACCUCUUUGCUCAUGUGCUAGCCCAGGCCAUCGACAGCCCCUCGGUCGGCUACUCGCACUUCCUCUCCCUCCCCCUUGCUGCGCACCGCCCCCUAGUCGCUCGCCUGAUCGACUUCCGCUCCUCCGUGCUCCAAUCAGUGGGCUCCCUGCUGACGCAACCAGCUGCCAGUGCUGGUAGUGCUGCUGCUGCUGGUUGUUCUGGUAGUGAUGCUGCUGCUAAUGCUGCUGCUGGUGCCUCAGGUGCUUAUGUUGCUCCUGCUGGUAGUGAUGCUGGUGCCGCUGGUGGUUACAAGAGGACAGAAGCAGAAACUGAGGGAGAGGGAGAGAGGGGGGGAGGGGUCGUGAUGGAUGGUUGUGAAGCCACAGCUGGAAGGGGGGAAGUGAAAGUAGAGGGAGGGGAGGAAGGGAACAGAGUGGAGAGUGGAGGGGAGGAGGCGAGAAAAACUAUGAGAGGAGAGAAGAGGGUGCACAGUGAUGGUGGCCCGGCUGCUGGAAAGGACUCCGGCACUGAUGCUGCCGGUGCUACACUUGGUGCUACAGCUGGUGCUACACUUGGUGCUACAGCUGGUGCUACACUUGGUGCUACAGCUGGUGCUACACUUGAUGCUACAACUGGUGCUGGCUCUGCUGCUUCUACUGGUGGUGUCUCCAUGCUGGAGGGAGAGGGGGAGGGAGGAGGAGAGGGAGAGUGGGCGGCAGCUGCAGGGCGGGGGGGAGGAAGAGGAAAGGAGGAGCAGUGGGGGCAGCAAGGUGGUUCGAAGGGGAAAGGGAUCAAAGACCAGUACGGCGGCGUGCACCCGUCCAUCUUCAUCAACCCCUCCACCUUCCACCUCACAGUGCAAAUGCUCAAGCUGUGGUCGCCUGAGCGCGUGGAAAAGGCUUCCCAGGCGUUGCAGGCCGCCAUGCCUAGAGUUGUCGAAGUGUUGGGAGAGGAGCCUCUCGUCAUUCGCCUCGUUGGUCUGAAGUGCAUGAGGGGCCAUCCCUCCAAGGCGCAUGUGCUCUAUGCUGAUAUGGAGGAGGUGGAUGGUGGAAACAGGCUGCCUGCAGUAUGUGAGGUGCUGAGGGCGGCAUGCAGGGAGGCAGGGCUGGUCACGCCUAGGGAUUGCCGGCAACCUCUAAAGCUCCACGCCACCAUAAUGAAUACGAGCCAUCGUAAAGGCCCCCAUCGCUAUGCCCGCAUGCCAUUCGAUGCCUCCCCAAUUGUGGCACAGCAUGGGGACACGGAGUGGGGGGAGGUGCAUCUGGGGGAGGUACACCUGUCGCAGCGGUUCAGCUUCGAUGAUCAGGGCUACUACCACUGCUGCUCCUCGCUGCCACUGCCCUGAGUGUGUUCCCAAGAGUGGGGUGGUGCAUCUGGGGGAGGUGCAGCGGUUGCAGAGAUUUAUAUUCGAUGGCCAAGGCUACUACCACUGCUGCUCCUCGCUGCCGUUGCCCUGACCAUGCCACGGGUUUCGUUUCUCUGGGCCCUUAUUCCACCCAUUUGCCUCUCAAGUGUCCCCGAUUGUUGAUGCCGUGUUACCUUUGGCCAGCUGAAGUUUCUGAAUUCUUAUGACACACCUAGUGGCCAUUGCGUCACCAUCAGGGCUGAUUUUAUCAGACUAUUUUAGUCUGAUUGUCUGAAAUUUCAGACAUAUUUUUUUGCCGAUCCUGAUUUUUCAGACUUGCCAUUUUCUGAAUGCUGAACCCUU